CACAGCUGGUGAGUGGUGGGGAGCCAGGACUGAACCUGGGUCUAAGUGAAUCCAUAGCCCAUGUUCUUCCACUGCCUUAGAAAAGAAAUCUCACCUGGUUAGAGUUUAUUUGCUGUUGAUACCAACUGAUCCCCCUAAUGUGGGCACACACACUCCAUCUUUCCUGCUUCUGUUCCCCUCCCCUCUGUGGCUGCCUCUUAAAAGCAACAGGUUGAAACCAAAAGGAGAGAAGGGCAGGGCAAAGUUAGUGUGGAAGAGGGCAGGCUGGAGGCAGGCAUUUCAGAGAGAAGAAAGAAAAGGUCCCUAAAAUGGGCUCCAAGGAAAGACGAUAGAUGGAACAAUUGGAAAAGUGAAAGGCAAAAAUGUCUGGAGGGCUCAGACUUGGAAAUCACCGUAUGCAAAUUGUAAGCAAAUGCGCCAGUGCCCUCUGGCCAACUUUGCUGGGGAAGACUUUGCCCUGUCGUUGGGUUUGAAGAAAAGAAAGGAGAGGGGGUUUUGUUUUUUGUUUUAAGGAGAGGAGCUCGGAGGAGAAAGCCAGUCUGUCCCUGCGGGCCUGUCCUCUCCUCGGUGAUGUUCCCUCCAUAACCACUAGGGAGCAGUCGUGUCACUUUUCCACUCCAGCUCCGCCAGAGGUGGGAGGGGGCUCCAGCCCAGGGGAGUCCUGGUCUUGCUGGGACUCCAGCUCCAGAGAAGGUGCCCCUGGCCAGCUUUGCCUCCAGUUCUAUAGGCCCCACGGCCUGGCGCCUCCUCGGCGAGGGGCACAUUCUUCCUUUCCUCAGGCCUCACUUCUUUGGUCCUUCCUUUGCCCUUGUCCCUUUGGCUCCUGUAAUUCUCCGGUUCUGAAGUCUCAAGAGUGUUGUCUUUUGUGGUCUCAGAGUCCGCCUUUGCAGCUUUCCACUUCACAUCCAAGCCUUUCUGUCCCUCUCAUAACAUCUUUCUUGGUAGCUCUCUGGGUCCUACUGUCUGUCCUGAAGCCUCCUGGUUCCCUGGCGUCUUCCUGUUCUAAGUACGGUACAUUUCAAGAAGUAGGAAUUCUUGUCCAGCUACUUACAGGGUGCCUUUCUGCCCACCUCCCAUGGAAGAAUAUCUGAGUUCAGGGAUUAUGUUGAUGGGGCAACAAGUCCCUAGCUGACCUUUGAAAGAAGUUCCACUGCCAUCCUUUCCUUCUCUCCUUGAGGAAUAAGGAGGGACCUGGGUCUGGACAGAGGAAGAGGGCAAUACCCCCCAAAAAUCUCUUCUGUUUCCCCAUAGCUUUCUCUCCAUUUUCCCUUUCUCCUCACGCUGUGAGGGAAGGAAGCAUUAGGGAGGGAGAUGGAAUGAAGGGGCAGCAAGCGAGCUCUGGAGGCUGAGGGCCAUUUUGGAGCUAGAUGAUUCAUCUUAGGGGAUGACUACACCCUCAGAACUCUCCACCCUCCCCCGGCUCCAGGCCUGCCUCCUCCCAUCCCCCUCGGUGGCAGCAGCCUUGUAAUUUAAAGCUCUUUCUGUCGCCUCUAAUGUGAUCCUCUCGUUUUAUUGACUCUCUCUGCCGUCUGUGGCGCCCCUUCACAUCAAUCUCUGCUCUAAUCACACCGCCACCACUGCCUGCUCGGUCUCCCCUAACCCCUCUCCUCGUGGGCCCCCGGCCCUCGCCUCUACCGAGGUCCUUCCUUUUGACUAUCCCCCCACCUCCACCCUACACCCGAUCCGCCCUCUUCCUCCUUCCCUCCUCCACACACAGGAAUGCCAGGGCCUUUAAGGGCUCGCCUUCUCCCUUUCCCCACAUCUAAGGUGUACCCUGAGGGGGAAGAGAUGCCCUUAAGGAAAGCCUGGAACCACAGGAGGAAUGACAGUGGUCUGAGGGAGAAUAAGACUCUGGGCCUGGUGGUGGUGCGUGGGGACCUGUCUCCAGAAAGAGAUGAAAACUGAGGUCAAGGGUCCUGGCUGUCACGCUGAAAUGAACCCCCAGCUCUCCUCCGUCUGCCAUGGCCACCCUUAACUCGUCCUCUACCGCUGGCACCACCCCCUCCCCUGGGCACAAUGCCCCGUCCCCGCCUCCGGACACCUCCUCCCCCCGCACCCCCUCUGAUCCUGUCACCAAAGAUCCCCCUGCUGCCCCCUCCGCCUCUGAGAGCAUGAGGUCCUCAGAGCCCGGGGGGCGGCCCCUGGAGCCAGGCUGUGGCCUCGUCCCACCAAAGGAGAUAGGGGAGCCCCAAGAGGAGCCGGGCUGUGGUGGCUUCCCGCCAAAGGACCUGGGGGUGGAAGAAGACAGGGAGCAGGAGGAGGAAGGGGGAGGGCUCCCUCCUGUGGACCUGAGCGACCACUUAGUCUUCACAGCUGGCGGUGAGGCCUGCCUAGUGGCCAAGCUGUCCCUGCCAGGGGGCAGAGAACUCCCGUUACCAAAGGGCUUCCCCUGGGGUGAGGCAGGCUUCAAGGAAGAGCCCAGCCUGCCCCUCCUUGCCCACCCGCCCCCUGUACACCUCACUGCCCUUCACAUCCAACAUGGCUUUGACCCAAUCCAAGGCUUUAGCUCUUCUGACCAAAUUCUGUCCCACGAUACCUCAGCGCCAUCUCCGGCCACCUGUGAGGGAAGGGAUGGAGCCUUCUGGAGCUACCAGCUGGCUCCAAACCCACCUGGAGAUCCCAAAGAUGGCCCCAUGGGGAGCAGGGGAGGAGACCCCAGGGCACUCUUCUGGCUCUGCCUCCCCUGCCGCCUGGGUUUCGGCAGGCCCCAGGCCUUUGUGGGUCACACGCAGUCUCACGGGGUGAAGCUAACCGCUGCUCAACAUCAGGGCCUGCCAGGCAACCCAGCCGUGCUCCGGGAGGGGGACGAGGGCUGCGGGGCCCUCCUGAGCUUCCUGGCACCACAACUGCCUGCUCACGCCCCUUUAGAAAUACCCCUUGACAACAGCAGCACCGUGAACGUGGAGGCCCACGCGGCUCAGACCGAGGAUGGCCCCGCUGCGGCUGAAGCCCAGGCCCCUGUCCUGCCCGUGGAAGAAGGCAUGGCCCUCAGCCCGCCCUCCCCGCUGACAACCCCGGCCGCCUGGAACCCCAGCCCAAGCCAAGCCAAAGAAUCGCCGACGCUGGCAGGCGAGGCAGGGCCAGGUUGGUUCCCCGAGGGGCAAGAGGAGGAUGGAGGGCUCUGCCCCCCGCUCAACCAAAGCUCACCCACCUCCAAGGACGGGGGCGUUCUCCCUGCCCCAGUGGGCUCCCCCGAAGACCCUGGUGACCCGCCCCAGCCCUAUCGCCCAGCCGACGACUACACCCCGGCCCCUGCGGCCUUCCAGGGCCUCAGCCUGUCCAGCCACAUGGCUCUGCUACACUCACGCAACUCCUGCAAGACGCUCAAGUGUCCCAAGUGCAAUUGGCACUACAAGUACCAGCAGACCCUGGAUGUGCACAUGCGGGAGAAGCACCCUGAGAGCAACAGUCACUGCAGCUACUGCAGUGCUGGGGGCGCCCACCCCCGCCUCGCCCGGGGGGAGAGCUACAACUGUGGCUACAAGCCCUACCGCUGCGACGUCUGCAACUACUCCACCACCACCAAGGGCAACCUCAGCAUCCACAUGCAGUCCGACAAGCACCUGGCCAACCUGCAGGGCUUCCAGGCGGGGCCAGGGGGGCAGGGGAGCCCCCCAGAGGCAGCGCUCCCGCCCCCCGCGGGGGACAAGGAGCCCAAGACCAAAGCGUCCUGGCAGUGCAAGGUGUGCAGCUACGAGACCAACAUCUCCCGCAAUCUGCGCAUCCACAUGACCUCCGAGAAGCACAUGCAGAACGUCCUCAUGCUGCACCAGGGGCUGCCGCUGGGGCUGCCGCCAGGGCUGGUGGGGCCAGGCCCCCCGCCCCCAGCAGGGGCUGCCCCGGCCACCUCCCCUGAUCUCUUCCACUACUUCGGACCCCAGGCCCUAGGGCAGCCUCAGGCUCCCUUGCCUGGACCCGGGCUGAGGCCAGACAAGCCCCUGGAAGCCCAGCUGCUUCUCAAUGGCUUCCACCACCUCGGAGCACCUGCCCGCAAGUUCCCCACAGCUGCCCCCGGCAGCCCCUCCCCGGAUGCCCACCUGCCUCAAAGUCAGCUUCUGGGCCCCUUGUCCGACGGGCUGCCUGCCUCGCCGCCCCCAGAUGACAGCCCAUCCCUGAAGGUGUUCCGAUGCCUCGUGUGCCAGGCCUUCAGCACAGACAGCCUGGAGCUGCUGCUCUACCACUGCAGCGUGGGCCGGAGCCUCCCGGAGGCCGAGUGGAAGGAGGUAGCUGGUGACACCCACCGCUGCAAGCUCUGCUGCUAUGGCACCCAGCUCAAGGCCAACUUCCAACUCCACCUCAAGACCGACAAACAUGCUCAGAAGUACCAGCUGGCGGCCCACCUGAGGGAGGGGAGUGGGGCCAUGGGCACCCCCUCCCCAGUGCCCCUGGGAGAUGGGGCUCCUUAUGGGUCUGUCCCCACCCUGCACCUGCGCUGCAACAUCUGUGACUUCGAGUCCAACAGCAAGGAGAAGAUGCAGCUGCACGCCCGGGGUGCGGCCCAUGAAGAGAACAGUCAGAUCUAUAAGUUUCUGCUGGAGAUGGAGGGGGCGGCGGCGGGCACGGAGCUGGGGCUGUUCCGCUGCCUGCUGUGCGCCUGGGAGACGCCCUCCCGCCUGGCUGUGCUGCAGCACCUGCGCGCCCCUGCCCACCGCGAUGCCCAGGCCCAGCGGCGCCUGCAGCUGCUACAGAGCGGCCCCGCAGCUGACGAGGGGCUCUCAGCUCUUCAGGGCAUCCUGAGCUUCAGCCACGGGCAGCUCCAGCCUCCCGGGAAGGCUCCUGUCACCCCCUUAGCUGAGCCACCCACCCCUGAGAAAGAUGCCCAGAAUAAGACAGAACCAUUGGCUCCUGAAGAGGCAGAGAACAAGACUGGCCCUCCUGGAGACAGUGCCGACCAGACCACGGUGUUCUGCUGUCCAUACUGCAGUUUCCUGAGCCCAGAGUCCGAGCAGGUGAGGGCGCACGCGCUCUCCCAGCACGCGGUGCAGCCCAAGUACCGGUGCCCUCUGUGCCAGGAGCAGCUGGUGGGCCGGCCUGCCCUGCACUUCCACCUCAGCCACCUGCACAACGUGGUGCCCGAGUGCGUUGAGAGGCUGCUGCUCGCGGCCACAACUGUAGAGAUGACCUUGACGACCAAAGUGCUGCCUGGGCCCGCUCUAAGCCCUCUGGGGGACAGUCCAGAGACCCCCGCUCCCGGGCCAGAGCCUGUGCCCAGCAGAGACCAAGCAGCAGAAGGCCCUCACCUGACCCCGGAAGCCAGUCCUGAUCCUCUUCCUGAGCCUCCCCUGCCCUCAGCUGAGGCCCCAGACAAGCCCAUGGGAAGCCCUGACCAGCCCCCUUCUCCAGCCCCAUCUCCAGCCCCUCGGCCCGAUGCCCAAGCUGACGAAGUAGCUCCUCCACCCACCACGGCUGAGGAGGAAGAGGGGGCUGGCGGGGAGCCCCGCCUGGCAGAGCCAGCUCCAGCUGACUCUCGCCACCCUCUGACCUAUCGGAAGACCACCAACUUUGCCCUGGACAAGUUUCUCGACCCUGCCCGGCCCUACAAGUGCACUGUGUGUAAGGAGUCCUUCACGCAAAAGAACAUCCUCCUGGUCCAUUAUAACUCAGUCUCCCACCUGCACAAGAUGAAGAAGGCUGCCGUUGACCCCUCCGGGCCUGCCCGCGGGGAAGCUGGUGCAGCACCCGCCCCCGCCGCCGCCACAGACAAGCCCUUUAAGUGCACGGUCUGCCGCGUCUCCUACAACCAGAGCUCCACCCUGGAGAUCCACAUGCGCUCCGUCCUGCACCAGACUCGCUCAAGGGGAGCCAAGACGGACGCCAAGGCCGAGGGGCCAGAGCGCGGCCCGGAAGAGCCCAAGGAAGGCGAGACUGAGGGGGAGGUGGGCACUGAGAAGAAGGGCCCUGACCCUGGUGGCUUCGUAUCUGGUGGACUGCCCUUCCUGUCCCCUCCCCCACCUCCCCUGGACCUGCACCGAUUCCCAGCCCCACUCUUCGCCCCACCAGUCCUGCCCUCCUUCCCUCUGGUGCCCGAGUCCCUGCUUAAGCUCCAGCAGCAGCAGCUGCUCCUGCCCUUCUACCUCCAUGACCUCAAGGUAGGGCCCAAACUGGCACUGGCUGGGCCCGCGCCCCUGCUGUCCCUGCCGGCCGCCACCCCUCCUCCCCCGCCCCCUAAGGCCGAGCUGGCUGAGCGAGAGUGGGAGCGGCCACCCACGGCAGAAGAGGGGAAUGAGACAGCGCCCAGCUCACCCCCCCAGCCAACGCCCAACGAGGCGGCCCGCACCGCAGCCAAAGCCCUUCUAGAAAACUUUGGCUUUGAGCUGGUGAUCCAGUACAAUGAAGGGAAGCAGGCUGUGCCCCUUCCCCCAACCCCACCCCCACCCGAGGCCCUGGGCGGUGGGGACAAGCUGGCCUGCGGGGCCUGUGGGAGACUCUUCUCCAAUAUGCUCAUCCUCAAGACACACGAGGAGCACGUGCACCGCCGCUUUCUGCCCUUUGAGGCCCUGAGCCGAUACGCCGCUCAGUUUCGAAAGAGCUAUGAUAGCCUCUACCCGCCCCCGGCAGGGUCCCCCAAACCUCCCGAUGGGCCUCUGGAUUCACCUGCUCCCCACCUGGGCCCACCUCUCCUGGUCCCAGAGCCUGAGGCAGAGGGGGCCCGCCCCCCUGAGGAGCGAGGCCGGGCAGGAGGACGCUGGCCCCCAGAGGAGGAAGAAAGCUCCAGAGGGAAUCUUCCUCCCCUAGUGCCUGCAGGCCGCCGCUUCUCCAGAACCAAGUUCACAGAGUUCCAGACCCAAGCCCUGCAGUCUUUCUUUGAGACCAGCGCCUACCCCAAGGACGGAGAGGUGGAGCGGCUCGCAAGUCUCUUGGGCCUGGCUAGCCGUGUGGUGGUGGUGUGGUUCCAGAACGCCCGCCAGAAGGCUCGCAAAAGCGCCGGCGACGGUGGGCCUGUGCCCAGCGGGGGAGGCACUGGGGGAGCCUCCGGCUGCCGGCGCUGCCGGGCCACCUUCUCCUGUGUUUUUGACUUGGUGCGGCACCUCAAGAAAUGCUAUGACGACCAGCAUCCGGAAGAGGAGGAAGAGGCAGAGAGGGGGGAAGAGGAGGAAGACGCAGAGGAGGAAGACGCAGAGGAGGAACAGGGCCCGGAACCCCCAGCGGGGCCCGAGGGCCCAUCACCAGAACCUCCAGACAGGGAAGAGCUGGGCCAAGCAGAGGCCACGAAGCCAGGAGGCAAAGAGCCUGAAGGGAGGGCCCCUCCCUCGCCCUGCCCCGUCCACGCCUGUGACCAGUGCGCCAUGUCUUUCCCCAGCCAGGACCUCCUGACCAGUCACCGCCGGCUGCACUUCCUGCCACCUGUGCAGCCCAGCACUGCCCCCCACCUCCUAGACCUGCCCUUGCUGGUGUUCGGGGAGCGAAACCCUCCUGUGCCAGGCACUCCACCAGUGCCAGGGCCACCCCUCAAACGGAAGCACGAGGACGGUAGCCUGUCUCCCACGGGCAGCGAAGCAGGGGUGGGUGGGGAGGGUGAGCCCCCCAGGGAUAAGCGCCUGCGUACCACCAUCCUGCCGGAGCAGCUGGAAAUCCUGUACCGCUGGUACAUGCAGGACUCCAACCCGACGCGCAAGAUGCUCGACUGCAUCUCCGAGGAGGUGGGGCUCAAGAAGCGAGUGGUGCAGGUCUGGUUCCAGAACACCAGGGCCCGGGAGAGGAAGGGCCAGUUCCGAAGCACCCCCGGGGGAGUGCCCAGUCCGGCAGUCAAGGCCCCCGUCACACCCAGCCCCGCACCCUUCCCCAAGUUCAACCACUUGCUGGGCAAGGUGGAUGAUGGGGCUGGGAGGGAGGCCCCAAAGAGGGAAACACCUGCUUUUCCCUACCCCACGGUCACCCCUGCUACUGGGCCUCUGCCUUUUCUGCCACCUGGGAGAGAGGCCCCCACUCUGACACCAGAGCCACCUCUACCUCUCCCACCUCCCCCUCCACCCAAUGAGGAUGAGGGCCCAGAGGAACCGUCUAAAGCUUCUCCAGAGAGUGAGGCUUGCAGUCCAUCUGCAGGGGAUUUAAGUGAUUCGUCAGCUUCCAGCCUGGCUGAACCAGAGUCCCCCGGGGCUGGAGGGACCAAUGGGGGCCCAGGAGGUGGGGCUGGGGUCCCAGAUGGAAUGGGGCAGCGGCGCUACAGGACCCAGAUGAGCAGUCUGCAGCUGAAGAUCAUGAAAGCCUGCUACGAAGCCUACCGCACCCCUACCAUGCAGGAGUGCGAGGUGCUGGGGGAGGAGAUUGGGCUGCCCAAGAGAGUCAUCCAGGUCUGGUUCCAGAAUGCUCGUGCCAAGGAGAAGAAGGCCAAGCUGCAGGGGGCAGCAGUCGGUGGGGCUGGGGGCAGCGGUGAGGGCCCCUUGGGAGCCCAGCGCACCGACUGCCCCUACUGUGAUGUCAAGUAUGACUUCUAUGUCUCCUGCCGAGGCCACCUCUUUUCCCGCCAGCACCUGGCCAAGCUCAAGGAGGCAGUCCGAGCCCAGCUGAAGAGUGAAAGCAAGUGCUACGACUUGGCCCCAGCACCCGAGGCACCCCCCGCUCCCAAGGCUCCACCUGCCACCACACCUGCCUCUGUGCCCCUCGGGGCUGCCCCGGCUCUGCCUCGCCUGGCCCCGGUCCUCUUGUCCAGCCCAGCUCUGGCCCAGCCCCCGCUGGGCAGCUUAGCUCCUUUCAGCACAGGCCCUGCAGCCUCCUCAGGCCUCCUUGGCCUCGCCACUUCGGUCCUGCCUGCUACCACAGUGGUCCAGACUGCUGGCCCAGGCUGCCCCUUACCUCAGAGGCCUAUGCCCGACCACACCAACACCUCCACAGUAGGCACCACUGACCCUGCCCCAGGCCCGCCUACUGAACCCUCUGGGGACAAGGUCUCCGGUGAGCGAAAGCCAGCUGCAGCCCCCACCAACUCCUCCACUGACGCCCUCAAGAACCUCAAAGCAUUGAAGGCCACUGUCCCAGCCCUGUUGGGGGGCCAGUUCCUGCCCUUCCCGUUGCCCUCUGCAGGGGGGGCCACGCCGCCAGCUGUCUUUGGUCCCCAGUUACAGGGGGCCUACUUCCAACAGCUCUAUGGCAUGAAGAAGGGACUGUUUCCCAUGAACCCCGUGAUACCUCAGACCCUCAUCGGACUGCUCCCCAACGCCCUCCUCCAGCCACCGCCCCAGGGCCCCGAGCCCAUAGCCACAGCGCCUCCGAAGCCGCCUGAACUGCCCGCUCCAGGGGAGGGGGAGGCCGGGGAGGCCGACGAGCUGCUGACAGGCAGCACCGGCAUCUCCACCGUGGACGUGACCCACCGCUACCUUUGCCGCCAGUGCAAGAUGGCAUUUGACGGGGAGGCCCUGGCCACUGCUCACCAGAGAUCCUUCUGCUUCUUUGGGCGGGGCUCCGGGGGUUCCAUGCCCCCCCCGCUGCGGGUGCCCAUCUGCACCUACCACUGCCUGGCAUGUGAGGUGCUGCUGAGUGGGCGAGAAGCCCUGGCCUCGCACCUGCGCUCCUCGGCCCACAGGCGCAAGGCGGCCCCGCCCCCAGGGGGCCCACCUGGCGCCGCCACCAACGCCGCCACUGCCGCCACGGCUGCUGUGGCUUUUGCCAAAGAGGAAGCAAGAUUACCUCACACGGACUCCAACCCAAAAACUACUACUACCUCUACACUUCUAGCUUUAUAAACAGAUAAACCAAGACGCGGGGGCAGGGAGGGCCUCGGGGCUCCUUCUCUUACCCCAAGCGGUGUCUGGUGGGAGCUCAAAUCUCUCACCCCACCCUUGGCCCUGCCCACCCCCCUGGGAAUCUCUCAGUUCCCACCCUCAGUGGGCUUCACACACCCCACCUCCAGCAGAGUCCUGCCUCCUCCUCCACCCCCAGACACACCGAUCCUUCACAAAUCCUGACCCCUUGGUCUUCACGGGCAACACAUCCAUCUUGCCAUCUCGAUUAUUCUUUCACAUCCACCCUGCCCACCAGACACAAAAUCUAUCCUUGGUUUCAUCUUCCUACAGCCUCUUUCCUACUGAAUUCCCAGUCACCCCUCCAACUCCUAUAAACACACAAAUAUGUUAUCCCACGCUGUUCCACUGACUGAGAAAACACCAAAAAAAAAAAAAGAAGAAGAAGAAGAAGAAGGGAAAAAGAAAACCCAAGACAAGGAAGGGGGAAGGAAAAUAAACUUUGCCACUCCCCCUUCUCCUUCCUACCCUCCUCGUCUAGAGCACCAUACCGCUCACAAACUCUUUCCAAAUACUCAGUUGGCUCCCAAGGUUGGAGCCUGGGAUGGGCAGGGAGCCCACGAAACUCUAACCAAACUGGAGGUCAGCGGGGAGAAGUACUCCCAGCUCACUCUCCUCACACCCCUCCCUCCUCACCUGACAGGGGAGCCCCUGUGGCCUGAACUCUAGGGGAAGCCGCGGCCAGGAACCCCUCUGCCAGCCCCCACCCUGCACCCCGGAAACUGCAGUAACUUAUUCUCAAAGGCUUUAAACACAGAGAUCCUCUCAGCAGCCGUCGGCCUGCCCCUUGUCCCAGCCCUGCCACGUGGCGGUCCAGCCUCCGGGACCGGCGCUGCCCACCAACGGCAAAUCCAAAGUUCUUUAAAAAAAAAACUGAAACACACAACCAAAAAAAAAACAAAACACAAGUGCGAGAGAGAGCACGCACACACGUGCGGGAGAGAGAGAUGGAGAGACCAGAGGAAUGAACUAAUGAAAAACAAACUUGGAAAAAAAAAAAGAAAAAAGCCUGAAAACUCUCCCAUCAAACAAGUGUUUUUUUUCCUGUUUGUGUCACUCCCCACCCCACCCCAUUUUAAUGGUUCAAGGGUCUUUGAACCACCUUGUCUCUGGAAGAUCAAAUGGCUUUAAGUCCUUGCUUGGGUUCAGUGGUCCACAAGACUAACGGGAGUGCAGCCCUGCCUUGGCUGUGCCCAGCCUCAGGAGCGGGAGCUGGUAAUGGGGAGAAGAGCCUGGAGGCUGGGGAGAGAACCCCAUCCUUGCCCCCUGAAUUGAGUAUUUAUCAGGACAGGUUAACAAACAUCCCCUCAUUCUCAGCUGUGAGUUACAAAAGUCAGUGUCACUGAAAGUAGCUUGGCCGUCUCAGGAGGAAAGGGGUGGACUAUAGCCCAGGCAGUCUGGUUUCUGAAUCUUGGGUCUGCUUCCCUUUCACGUAGCUGCCACCAUCUCCUCUCAUUCAUUUCUUUCACACACCUCUCCUCCCAUUCCCUUCCUGGUGCCCCCUUCAGAUUUCUGGCCCUUCUUGAACCUCUUUGCCUUUGUGGGGACCCUUAUUCCCUGUCUGUGUUCUUCCCACACCACCCCAUCCUCUGCCCCUGCUUCCUCCGGCCUGGCCCAUCUCCUCCAGGAAGCAGCAGCUGCUGGAGGUACCCCCCCCCACAACACACACACACACAAAGGAGUCAGGGCCUCCCUAUGAAGCUCAUGGGGUCUCGAGCUGAUGACAGCUGAGGUGAUGGGUGGGCAAGGGGAUGACUGAAGCACAAGGCGAACCUUUGAUAGAGUGAGAUCACCAAGGGAACCAACAGAUGAGGAAUGUGCUAGAAGAGGGUUCCCCACCUCUAACUUCGUUCUCUGUGAACAUCAAGUAACUGUGGCAACUCCAAAGCCCAGCUACAGUGGCAAUGGGUGGAGACGCAGGUGUUUUAGCAAAGAAAAGCCUGCAAAAAUUUCCCAGUCCUCCAGGUAGUUUCUCCUACGACCCUUGCCCCUAAGACCUCCCCCUUUCCAGGUAGUCUCCUUCCAAACUCUCCCUUCAGGCUGCUUCUACUACCAGUAUCCAUUUCAUACACGCACACACACAAAUUCAGCCAGCCCUGGGAUUUAGGUUUCCUGGCCUGUCACCCUGUUCCUUGAACAUGUUAAUACUGAAGCAGUGGCUUAUGUGCAGAAAAGAUAGGAGGAGAGAAAAGGGGAGGGAAAACUUAGCUCAGUUCCUAGUCCCCAUAUGCUCUGUGAAUCUCACUUCUGGUCCCAUUCAUUUCUAAAAUGAAAAGCUCCUAACCUAGCACAUCAGGGGUGGGGUGGAUUAGUUAUUCUGAUGAUGCCAAAAACGCCAGUUCCAAAUGCAAGAAGAAUGAAACUGCCCAACCACGGGCUUGCUCCUGCUGCUCCCACCUUCCCCCACCUCAGCAUCUCUCGUGCACCCCUCCCUCCCUCCCUCUCUAUCCUUUUCUCUCUCCUGUUGAAAUUCUGUGUAUAAAACUAUUUUCUUAGCA
Molecule: messenger RNA, 12235 nt
Organism: Balaenoptera acutorostrata (minke whale)
Lineage: Eukaryota; Metazoa; Chordata; Mammalia; Artiodactyla; Balaenopteridae
Gene: ZFHX2
Product: zinc finger homeobox 2
Exons: 10
Coding region: 1962-9680 (2572 amino acids)
Biological process (GO): brain development; regulation of transcription by RNA polymerase II; regulation of neuron differentiation
Cellular component (GO): nucleus
Molecular function (GO): RNA polymerase II cis-regulatory region sequence-specific DNA binding; zinc ion binding; DNA-binding transcription factor activity, RNA polymerase II-specific
Source: RefSeq, a predicted model, not a curated record